UUUACUAUUUUGUGCCGUUUGCCUACACGUGGCUACAGCUUCCGGGCCAUGCAAAGACCUGGAUGUGGCAGGCUGCGAGAGAAAUCCACAUCUCUGUAAUGACCAACUCCUGGCAGAGUUCACUUGUCCCGUUACGUGCAACAAAUGCCCAACCGUUCCCCCCUCGACGCCAGCUGCCACGACAGCUGAUUGCUCGGACCUGCUGAAGAGUGGUCGUUCUUGGCCGUCUGGCGUUUAUUCGAUGGUCACAUGGCAGACACACACAGAAGUGGACGUUUUCUGUGAUAUGGAAACUGACGGUGGUGGCUGGACUGUGUUGCAACACAGGGUCAAUGGAAGUGUAGACUUCUACCAGAAUUUUAACAGCUACGAUAACGGAUUUGGAUCGCUCCAUGGAGAGUUUUGGCUAGGUUUGCGGUAUCUGAGUGAAAUGACAUCACGGCGGAACAACACGUUACGUGUAGACCUGCAAGCUCCAGAUGGAUCGAGGAUAUAUGACGUGUACGAGGGAUUUAGCGUUGGACCUGGUUUAGACUAUACGUUACAUCUUGGCAAAUCAAUCGACUCGUUACACUUGCACCAAAACCUACUAGCAUACCACUCCGGCCACCCGUUUACCACCUACGAUCAACUUCGAGGCAACCACUGCGCUGUCGUCUCCCACGGUGGAUGGUGGUACUAUAACUGCUAUACUGCUAACUUGAAUGGACACUACUUCGUUCCCGGGACUUCCAAUAACACUGCGAUGGAAUAUAGUUCACUUGCUUAUAGCAUAAGCUUAAAAGAAAGUAAAAUAAUGUUUAGAUAAGACUCCCAUUCCUGAGAAACUAAUACAAACAAACAAACAUGGUUCGCACGUGUAUAACCAUAUGUUUAAUAAACUAUGCGCUGUU
This is a messenger RNA of Mya arenaria, 893 nucleotides long. RefSeq names its product ficolin-3-like. Lineage: Eukaryota; Metazoa; Mollusca; Bivalvia; Myida; Myidae. The coding region runs from base 242 to 808 and encodes 188 amino acids. The transcript has 6 exons. The record is from RefSeq and is a predicted model, not a curated record.